Molecule: messenger RNA, 7749 nt
Organism: Parus major (Great Tit)
Lineage: Eukaryota; Metazoa; Chordata; Aves; Passeriformes; Paridae
Gene: SEPTIN8
Product: septin 8
Exons: 10
Coding region: 98-1432 (444 amino acids)
Biological process (GO): cytoskeleton-dependent cytokinesis
Cellular component (GO): microtubule cytoskeleton; septin ring; cell division site
Molecular function (GO): GTPase activity; molecular adaptor activity; GTP binding
Source: RefSeq, a predicted model, not a curated record
UCCAGGAAGUGGCCAUAUUGGAUCCAUUCAGCCGCAGCCACUCGCGGUGGGCAGCGACAGCAGCGCUCCUGCUGCCGGAGCCGCCUCAGCCCCGGCCAUGGCCGCCACCGAUCUGGAGCGCUUCUCGAAUGAAGAGAAGAGGAACCUUUCCCUGGGAGGCCAUGUGGGCUUCGACAGCCUCCCCGAUCAGCUGGUCAGCAAGUCUGUCACACAAGGCUUCAGCUUCAACAUCCUCUGUGUGGGUGAGACGGGCAUUGGGAAAUCCACGCUGAUGAACACCCUCUUCAACACCACAUUUGAGACAGAGGAAGCCAGUCACUAUGAGAGCGUGGUUCGCUUACAACCACGCACCUAUGACCUGCAGGAGAGCAAUGUCCAUCUGAAGCUGACCAUUGUGGAUGCGGUUGGAUUUGGGGAUCAGAUAAAUAAAGACGAAAGUUACAGACCAAUCGUAGAGUACAUUGAUACGCAGUUUGAAAACUAUCUGCAAGAGGAGCUGAAAAUCCGCCGGUCUCUCUUCAACUACCAUGACACAAGGAUUCAUGUCUGCCUCUACUUCAUCACCCCCACCGGGCACUCGCUCAAGUCCUUGGACCUGGUGACAAUGAAGAAGCUGGAUAGCAAGGUGAACAUCAUCCCAAUUAUUGCCAAAGCAGACACCAUCUCCAAGAGUGAGCUGCACAAGUUCAAGAUCAAGAUCAUGAGCGAGCUGGUCAGCAAUGGAGUGCAGAUCUAUCAGUUCCCCACGGAUGACGAGGCGGUGGCUGAGAUCAACUCUGUGAUGAAUGCUCAUCUGCCCUUCGCUGUGGUUGGCAGCACAGAGGAGGUGAAAGUUGGGAACAAGCUGGUGCGAGCUCGGCAGUACCCGUGGGGAGUGGUGCAAGUGGAGAAUGAAAGUCACUGUGACUUUGUGAAGCUGCGGGAAAUGCUGAUUCGGGUCAACAUGGAGGAUCUGCGGGAGCAGACCCACACCCGCCACUACGAGCUCUACCGCAGGUGCAAACUGGAGGAGAUGGGUUUCAAGGACACAGAUCCAGACAACCAGCCCUUCAGCCUCCAAGAAACAUACGAGACCAAAAGGAAAGAGUUCUUGGGUGAGCUCCAGAGGAAAGAGGAAGAAAUGAGACAAAUGUUUGUUAACAAAGUCAAGGAGACAGAGGCAGAGCUGAAGGAGAAGGAGAGAGAGCUGCAUGAGAAGUUUGAGCACUUAAAAAGGAUACACCAGGAAGAGAAAAGGAAGGUGGAGGAGAAAAGGAGGGAGCUGGAGGAAGAGAUGAAUGCCUUCAACAGGCGGAAAGUCGCAGUGGAAACCUUGCAGUCCCAAUCCUUGCAGGCUACGUCACAGCAGCCACUGAAGAAGGACAAAGACAAGAAAAACUUUUUUAGUCUUCCCAGUGCAUACUCCAUAACAACAGGAAGAUAUGUUAAUUAGAAGAUUUAUUAAGGCCAAAACAUCUCAUGCAGAAGAAAAUAAUCGGUGCUUACACCUUUAAGCUUGCAAUAUAUCGCACAGAAGAGAAAAUGUAGCAAGGACUAAAAUUCACCGUGUCUUUUGAUGGGGAAAAGUUUGCUUAAUCAGGUUUCUUGGUAAAGUUGAAAUCCAAGAUACUUGCCAAAAGGUAAACUACUAAUUCAGGCUGCUGCAUGGCUGGCACUAAAUCCAGAAUGCUUAUUUUGGGGCUCUUACCCCAAGAGAGUUAACACUGACUGACUCCAGACACAUGAGGGACAAAGCUGGGGUAAUGUGAGGAGCUUUCAGCUUUGCUGCUCGAGCUGCUGUGGUAACAGAGUCCUGCAGGUCCUCUCCUCAGUCUGGUUUUGGAGUGUAGCUGAGGAACCUGAUGUCCCUAACCUAGCAUCCCUAGUUUGAUAUCCCUAAUCUUUCAGCUGGAUUCUCACCUUUCAUAACAAUAAGUCUUGUCUGCAGCUUGCUUUUGUAUACUUACAAGUUUUAUAACCAAAAUGCCCCAACCUUCAUCUCUUUAGAUUUCUGAGGGCUGCCCAUGAUGUCUCACACUGUAACUGCUUCCCCAGAGCUCCCUGCCCACCUCCCACCUGCUGCUUCAGGGCCAGGUCCAGCCUGGCCAGUCCAGGCUCUGCUUGUCCUGCUGGGAUGUGAUGGGUCAGAAGGGAACCAUUUUAAAGCACAACUAAGUGUUACUUAUUAAUGGAGGGGAAAUGGUUUAAAGCUGGAGACUCGGUGUUCCUGGUGUUUGUAACAGACUGAUUUCCUCUUACACAAAUACCUUUUUUAAAAAAAGGAAAGGGGGAAAACCAAGUGUGAUGUCUGUGCCUCAGUAACUUCACACAGGAACAGGGAGAGGCCUCUGCUUAUCUUUGUUUUAAAAGUUUAUCUUUGUUUUAAACAACGUUGUAAAUGAAUCUCAGGAAUUACCUGUACCAAAGCUGGGUUUAAUAAAAACAAAACUGACUUGUUUAACAAACAUUUGUUAAAACCAUGGUUUGUACACCAGGUAUAACCAGAAACAAUGUCCUCUGUCCAAAUUCACAACCCUUUGUGAUCCCUCAGUUUCUCCUUAUUAAUCCCAUUGCCCUGUGGUUAAAUUGUGAUGUCCCCUGCACAUCCCUGUGCCUUGGCAGCUGCUGUCUCCAGUCUCCCUCCCUUCUCCCCCACUGCCCUGAGGCUGGGAGGGUAAAAGUGGCCAAAAGCCAGUUUUUGGCAGGAGGUUUGAAAGAAGUCUCUCUCACCCUGUGCAGCUACCCUGCACUGGGUGGUGUGACUGCAGUGGGACAAAGGCUGAGAAUAGGGAGAGUGGGUGUAUGUGACAGGAGCCCUCUGAGCCUCCCACAGAAGACAUUGUGUCCCUGUAACCCCCCAAGAGAUAGAGAGGCUGAUGUAGAGGUACUGACUGCCCCAGGCACUAAGUGCCUGUCCCCAGGCUGUCUGAGAAGUGACAGUCUCUAAGCCCUUUGGAUGUCCUUAGCCUAAAUGAGAACUGAUAAAUAGAUUGCAGCUGCAUCAGGUAUGUGGCCUGAAAAGGACUAAACUGGACACAUGGAGAAGCUGUGGAGACUCCUGCCACUUGCAGGCAUUAGGGAUGAAACCCCAGGACAAACAUGUUCACCCCAUGUUCUUCAUCCCUGCCUGUCCCUGCUGCCAGAGUGGGCAGGGAUGAGGCACCACUUGUGUCAGGGGAAGUGGGACCAGGUGGGAAGCACCAGGGUCUGGCACAGAUGUAUCUUGGGGGCCAUGAAUUCAGAGCUGGAAGUCUGCUUAGGAGAGUUCUGUCUGUCCUGAUGUCUGUGGUGCUCUGCAUAGAAUGCAGGAAAGCUGAAACUGUGUGUGACCAUCAGGCUGAGCUAUGAUACAGCCUUCACUGCUGCUUUGAUGACUGUUUUAAACUUGUUUGUGUUCUCUUUCGAGGACAGCCGCUCUAUUCCUUUAGCAAAGCUUUCAUCCAGCUUGGAGUUUUUGUCAAGUUAGAUUCCCAGCAGGAUAGGUAAAUUGGGAAUAGAAGCUUUUUGUUCUUUUUCCAAAUUGCUCUGAAGAUUUGAUUAAGUUCUGUCUGUCAUGACCAUAGUUAGGUCACCAGGGGAGUUCCAGUUGCACAUCUUGCUGAGGAGGAAUGGGUGGGGGCUCUGAGACCUGGCAGAAGUUCAUGCAUCUCUCCAUCUCACUGCACUUUUCUGCCUUCCUAAAGAAUUGAACUGUAAGUACUGCUCAAAUUUAACACACUAAAGUCAAUUAGCAGGAGAAAAAAACCCAACAACUGUAUAGAUGCAACCCCACAAAUGAGGUAUAACUAUUGCAUUACUCUUCCCUUUGCAGUUUUCUUGUCUCUCAGUCAUUUCUUUAACCACAGGAGUUUGUUUAUUUGUGCAACUGUGUAAAUGAACUCUUCUCCUAGGUCAUCACAUGCCCUCCACAACUGGUGACACUGAGUCGGAUUUAUUGUCAGAAACACCUCAGUGAGUGCUGGCUUGGAAUGGGGCAGCUUCCUCCUCAUCUGUAAUGGUUCCUGGGCAACUGCAUGAGCUUACAUGGUUCCUUUAGCUGGGGAUUAUGAAUGGGGGACAUUGUGGUGCAUGGGAGGAUAUGAAAUGCUUUGCUGUUUCUACAGGGAGUUUAAACCAGCCACAGAAAACAGUUCUGUGGAUGUUUACCAUAAGGGAUUUCAGGUGUAAUUGCAGCUUUGUUUACAAGGUGGUGGUAGCUUCAGGCAUCUGGAAAUCUGGCCUGAAUUGAGGCAACAACAAGAGGAAUCUGGCUUUGAGAGGUAUGCCUCACCUGGGCUGAGAUCCCCCAAGGGAAGGACCUUAACAGGUCAGAGCUCUUUUAAAAUACUCUAUAAGCAUUAUCUGUAGUUUUCCUGGGAGUGAAUAUUCCCCAAAACAAUCCUCACAGAGCUAGCCAUAACCACGUAAAACCUGUGCCAGCACUCACUGAAUCUGGCACAUUUUCACCAGUAACUGGUGUGUAGUGAAUGGGAUCUGAAGUGGUGAGGUGAGCUGUGCUAUUUUUAAAAUCCUCCUUCCCCUCCUGAGACUUCAGUGCACCAGCCACAGUCCAGAGAAAGGAGGAGUUUCUAUACAGCAAGGACUAGGGAUAAAACAAGGCUCUUUUCUGGUGGGACAGAGUCCCAGCUUUAAUCAGAUGUCCAGGGCAGGAAAAGAGCAAGAAUCAUGUCCUGUGUUGGCUUUUGAACCAGGGGAGAAUGGGUUAGUGAGAACAGAUUACAAGCAAUAGGAAAAAACUACAAGGGAGGAACUAGGGGGGAAUAUAGAUCUGGGGAGAGCCCCAGAAAUAUACCAUGUAUCUUAACACAAUGCAACAGUGCUGCAGUUGGAAUAAACUCUGCUGUAUACACAGUCCAAACAGGCAGGCACACAGGUGAGAUGUCAUCCCCUCUGAAACUCACUGGGAAAAAUAAUUGUUCCUGUCACUGCUGUGUGUGGGGAGUGUUCAUCUCGUCACUCGUUACUUGUCCAGGCAGGGAGGGGAAAGGUGAUAAAGCUUCCAGCCCUGUUCUGUGAGGAAAGAAAGAAAAUUUGUGUUAUUCUCACUAUCCAAAAACUCCUUUUGUAACAAGAAUGGUCCUGUGCAAACAGAGCUCCUUCCUGUACCUGGCAGCUCAUUCUUUGGGGUAGGAAGCUCCAUUCUGGGUGAUAGCAGGAAUGCUAAAGGUAAGUGACAUUUUUAGCCUGUUGAAGCCAAGACAGAAGUAUUUGUUCCUUCAUGGUAACUACAGUGCUGGAAGAGAUGUGUGGGAAGGAGCUGUGCUGCCAGAGAGAAGCAGCUGUGUGUCCUGGGAGUGCAGGCAGGCUCCAGGUGAACUGUUCCCAUCCCAGUGUGGCAUGUUGCACCCUGACCGGGAACAUGGAGCCCUGAAGGGCCUUCCAGCACUGCCUUUAUCUUUUAGAAUUAACCCCUGUUAAUGCAUACUUUUGAAUGUUGAUUUUAGAGAUAUGCAGAGAUUUUGAAAGGCAAGUUUGUUCAUGGGUUUCAACAUGUCAUCCAGCUAUAGGCAAUAACUACAUACAUAGGCUCAAAGGUGUGGGGGGAAAAAUGAGGUUACAAUUGUUGUGGUGUAAAGUUACAGCAUGUUAAUUACUGUAUGUAGAACUCUGCUGCUGGCAUUUGCACAGGUAAAUGCAGCUGGUGACAAUGCUUGAGAUAGGGCAAAGGGAUGGGAGGGAAGCAGAGUCCAUCACACAGCCCAGUUUUCUGCAGGGAUCAGUGUGGGCAUCACCUUUCAGCUGGGCUAUUCCAGGGCCACAGAGAACAGGCAGACCAAGCUUAUGUUUUAUUUAGUGGAAAACUUGCUUCCAUUCAAAAGCCAGGCAGUCAACUCACAGCCUGUGAGAAAAAAGGAAGGUACUGCUCAGAAGGAGGAAAGAGUCCUACCAUUAAAUGAAAACCUUCCAUGUGGUAGAAUAAAUAAAUACCAUGUCCCAAGCACGCCUGACCCCUGAGUAUGUGGGGGCCUCACAAACCUCAUGUGGUCUAAACCAGCCCCCUGAGUCCUGCUCCUGCAGCAUUCCAGGCAGAGCCCUCCCUCAGCACAACAUCCACAGCUUCAGGUAGCUUUGACCUGGCUCAUGGGAAUUCUGUGGCUUUCAUUGCUGGUUCAAGUCGUGUCUGUUCACACAGGUUAUUUGUACUAAGUCUCCAUUACUGGAUGUUACUGGAACACUUGGGCAGUUCCUUUGUGGUUUAAAGAGCAACAUGACUUUCUCCCUGCACACACAGAACUCACUGUGUUCUCAGAGCUCACUCUGGCAAAUAUAACACUUGAAAAAGUGUGAACAGCUGCUCAGCACAUCAGUCCUGCAUGGUUCACAUUCAGGAAUUCCUCUCCUACAAGAUAAGACAAUGAGGAAGGGGAGAAGGCCAGAAACUUUCUUCUUGCACUGAUGAGCUCUGCUGUUCCACAGCAUGAGGGUCUCCUUCCUCCUGUCCCAACUCUGUCUCCAAGUUUUUUAUCCCAUGUCAUUACAUGAGACACCUGCUCAGUAUUUAGCCAGUGCCUGUCCAUAUGAAAACCGCUCCUGUUCUGUGACAGGACGGCAGGUGUGGUGCUGUUACCCAUCCCAUACAGGCUGGAUAAUACCCUCAAGCUAGGGUAGCAGUCACCUAAAAAUGCCUUUUUGUUUAAAACAAAACCUGCACUAAUUUUAAAGUAUGUGUAAAGCUGGUUUUUAAAAGUGCAAGAGUGGUUUAAUCUGACCUUUGUGAAACCACUUUGCUGUGAAGAUUAAGCAAUUGUUAAGAAAUGUGGUUAUAGUGGUGGAGAGGAAUUAUUAAAGGCGUUUUAUAUUGGCUAGUCUGGUAAGACAGAAUAAAUUUUAAAAACCCUGACCAGCACUGGUUGGUGAGAGUCCAAGACAAAUGGUGAUUGUAGACAAGAAGUGAUUUCCCACAUUUAAUAGGAACUGUGAUUGAGUCUGUAAUGGUUUAACCAGGACAAAGCACAGAUCCCAGACCCCUGGAUUACAAGGUAAGGCCUUAAGGGAAACUGGAGGUUUGAUUCAAGCUUCUCACUGCUAAAUUAAAACCUUGGUUCCUUCUGAGAUCUCCUGCAGAGGCAGCAGUGGGGGCUGUUCAUUCCUCAACAGCAGCUCCUGUUCAGGCUCCCAUGGGCCAAGCCAGAUUAGCUCUAAUGAGAGAACAAUGGUGUGAGCUGGAUGAACGACUCAAUCUGUCAAACUUCAUCAUGGCUAUAUUAAAAAUAAACUCUGAGGCAUUUGGUUCUCCACGAUGUUUGUAGCUACUUGCCAACUGGAUCCCUGGGUUGAAGGACUGUGAUUGAGUCCCUCCUCUCCCCAGCUUUCUGUCUUUACAUAAUCUUAAAACUGAGGGGUAGCACAUACUGCUUAGCAAGGACAUAAAAAAUAAGACUGAUAACAGCUGUCUUUAUCCUCUGAGAAGCACAGAGACACUUUUGCCCUGUUGUUUUGGCUGUUGUGUUUGCUGGGACCUGCUGGUUCUGCAGGAGCUGCUUCCAAGGCAAUAAUUCUCCACCAGUCCUUUUUGGUUGGCUGUAAGGGAGGACAGGCAGCUCUGUUGUGGGCAUGAGCCCCCUGUGUUCAUCCUCCCAGCGCUCACUUCCCCACCCUCACUGUGCAGGUGUCUGAAGCACUCUUGAGUCCCAAUGGUUUGAUCAGGAAUUUGGGCUUUACUUGGUGUGAAAGGUGCUGAAACAGGCUGGCUUACAGCAACCCUCUACCUCCCCUGAUGGGAACUCUUCCUUUCAGAAGGGUGAUGGCAGGGUAGCCUUGUCUUGGGAU